AUGGCUCAAGCAUCGAGGGGUAAGGUCAGAGGGGUGCCUCCUGCUAGACAGAGCUUCGAUUGGCCAGAGCUUCCGACUGAGUUGACAAGUUGGCGGUACACCGAAGAGGCUUACCGGAUUCUGAUUGAGCCUCCGGUGGCUGGCACCCGCAGGGUACACCGAGGGACUACUCGAGAUGUUGGCCUUAUUCGAGGGUAUGAGCUUGAGGAGGGAGGCGCUGCUCAGUCUUCACGGUAUUCAGGUCCCACCUCUACCAACAGCACCGGCGACAGCAGCAGCAGAACCAUUAGUACCCCCUCUAACAACAGAGAGAAAGAGAUAGAGACCAGUGAGGCCGAGGAGGUUGUGGGUCAGCACAUCGAGUCAUCCCAGACUGAAGACGAUGAUGCUGGCUCAGAUUCUGCUAGUGGUGAUGCUGAUGCCAAUGAGGGCUCCGAGGCAAAGGGUGACGACAAUUCUGGUUUCGAUUCUGAUUCAGCAUCUGGUUCAAAUAGCGGUGCAGAUGGAGACAGCUUUAUAGAGUCCGUUCUGCCAAGGAAGAGGACGAAGAGGGCCUCUAGAGCUUGA
Camellia sinensis is the source of this 567-nucleotide messenger RNA. The record is from RefSeq and is a predicted model, not a curated record. Lineage: Eukaryota; Viridiplantae; Streptophyta; Magnoliopsida; Ericales; Theaceae.